CUGAUGCUAAGUGAAAUGAGCAGAACUGCUCUUUGGCAGUUGCCUCCUCAUCAGGAACUACUUAUCACCGAAAGACUCUCUCCACCAAACAAGCACUAUCGUUUUCAAGCACUUACUGCAGAGCAGAAGAAAGAGCUCUCAGACCUUGCCAAACGCAUUGUUGCCGAUGGCAAGGGGAUCCUGGCUGCAGAUAAGUCUGUAGGUACCAUGGGCAAUUGCCUGCAGAGAAUCAAGGUAGAGAACACAGAAGAAAACCGCUGUCAAUUCCGAGAAAUUCUCUUCUCCGUCGACAAAUCCAUCAACCAGAGCAUUGGGGGUGUGAUCCUUUUCCAUGAAACUCUCUAUCAGAAAGACAGCCAAGGAAAGUGGUUCAGAGAUAUCCUCAAGGAAAAGGGGAUUGUGGUGGGAAUCAAGCUAGACCAAGGUGCUGCUCCCCUGGCAGGAACAAAUCAAGAAACCACCAUUCAAGGCUUGGAUGGACUCUCUCAGUGCUGUGCCCAGUACAAGAAGGAUGGUGCUGACUUUGGGAAGUGGCGGGCUGUGCUGAAGAUCGCUGACCAGUGUCCUUCCAACCUGGCCAUUCAAGAAAAUGCCAACGCGCUGGCCCGCUAUGCCAGUAUCUGCCAGCAGAAUGGGCUGGUGCCCAUUGUGGAGCCUGAAGUCAUCCCCGAUGGAGAUCACGAUAUUGAACAUUGCCAGUAUGUCUCUGAAAAGGUACUGGCCGCUGUCUACAAGGCCCUGAAUGACCACCAUGUCUACUUGGAGGGGACUCUCCUGAAGCCCAACAUGGUGACAGCUGGACAUGCCUGCACCAAGAAGUACACCCCUGAACAGGUGGCUAUGGCUACUGUCACCACCCUCCACCGAACAGUGCCUGCUGCUGUUCCAGGCAUCUGCUUUCUAUCUGGAGGCAUGAGUGAGGAAGAUGCCACUCUUAAUUUAAAUGCCAUCAACCUUUGCCCACUGCCCAAGCCCUGGAAGCUGAGUUUCUCCUAUGGGCAGGCCCUGCAGGCCAGUGCACUUGAUGCCUGGAGGGGCAAAGCUGCAAACAAGAAGGCCACGCAGGAGGCAUUUGUGAAGCGAGCUCAGGCAAACAACCAGGAAACCAAAGGGCAGUACGUUCAUUCAGGCACAUCUAGUUCUGCCUCCAGCCAGUCUCUUUUCACUCCCUGCUACACCUACUAGUGUCCUAGGAAUCUCUCCCCCACCAAUGGCUCAGAUCCUUUUUGCUUGUCUUUAGACUACUGAGAAGUAAAUAUAUUUCAACUCAAAAAAAAAAAAAAGAAA
Antechinus flavipes (yellow-footed antechinus) is the source of this 1287-nucleotide messenger RNA. RefSeq names its product fructose-bisphosphate aldolase B-like. The transcript has a single exon. Gene Ontology annotation, molecular function: fructose-bisphosphate aldolase activity; fructose-1-phosphate aldolase activity. Gene Ontology annotation, biological process: fructose 1,6-bisphosphate metabolic process; glycolytic process. Lineage: Eukaryota; Metazoa; Chordata; Mammalia; Dasyuromorphia; Dasyuridae. Bases 4 to 1185 code for a protein of 393 amino acids. The record is from RefSeq and is a predicted model, not a curated record. Gene Ontology annotation, cellular component: cytosol.